Klebsormidium nitens is the source of this 3678-nucleotide messenger RNA. The record is from the annotation of a GenBank genome assembly. Lineage: Eukaryota; Viridiplantae; Streptophyta; Klebsormidiophyceae; Klebsormidiales; Klebsormidiaceae.
AUGGCAGAUUCGACAGAGAAGAUUCAGAUCGAAAAGCUGAAGGGAGCGGAGAACUAUCAGACAUGGAAGGUGCUGAUGCAACUUCUGCUGACGGAGAAAGGUCUGAAGAGGUGCAUCGAUCCUGAGACCAGGACAAGUGAGGAGAUGGAAGGCAGAUCUGCAACGGUAAAGGCCAAGGAGGCCGAGGAGCAGUCGAAGGCUUUGGCAGCCAUUGGUCUCAGAGUGUCUUCGGAGUAUCUAGGCAUCAUCACUGACGCUGAAGGCUCAGCCAGAGCAGCUUGGAACGAAUUCCAGAGGAUGUUCCAAAACCCCAAGCAGAACUUCGGAAAGAGCAAGAAGGGAGGCUUCAAGUGCUGGACCUGUGGAGAAGCAGGACACAGGAAAUCAGAGUGUCCGAAGAAUCCUGACAGGAACAAGGAAUGCAACAGAUGUGGACUGAAAGGUCACGUCGAGAAGAAUUGUUCCAGGGAGGACAAGGGAAAGUCCUCUGACAGAGACUCUUCAGCAGGAGGUUCUUCAAAGAAAGGGAUGAAGAAGUCAAUGGCGUUCGCCAGUCCUCCUGAGAAAGAUCUGUCUGAAGUUUGGAUUCUGGACUCUGGAGCGAGUGCUCAUCUGUGCUGCAAGAAGGAAUUCUUCGCAGAUCUGAGGCCAGUGAAGGAGGGAGAGGCAAGUGAGAUUCAGGGGGUUGGAGACACUGUCAAGGUCGAAGGAAUCGGGAAAGUGGCCUUGCUCUGUGAGACUUUCGAGGGAGAGAAAACGGAGGUUUAUCUCGAAGAAGUCAGGUACACCCCAGAAGCUCAAGUGAAUCUGGCCUCUCUCAGCAGAUUUCUGGCCAAGGGUGCGAAGCUCAGCAGCGAGGAAAGCGUGGUGAGUCUGAGCGUGGAGGGUGAAAAGUUUCUGGAAGCAGAAAAUGAGAGAGGGGUGUCGGUAAUCCGAUUGGUGGAGCAGGAGCCGGUGGCGUUCGCGAUCAGCCAAGUGGAGCAGGCUAGACUCUGGCAUAGACGCCUCGGUCAUGCGAGCAGCGAAGCCCUGGCAACGAUGUCCAGAGACUCUCUAGUCGAAGGACUCCCCCCCCCUCAAGCCUUCCGGAAAGCUGGAGAAACCCUGUGCGAAGACUGCGUUCUGGGAAAGCAAACGCGGAAACCCUUCCCCCCGAGCGACCGAGAGAGCAGCAGACCUUUGGAGCUCGUUCACACUGACCUGUGCGGCACGAUUCCGUGCAAGUCUGCUGGUGGAGCGAAGUAUGCUGUCACGUUCAUCGACGACUACAGUCGAUGUGGGGUGGUCCAACUGCUGCAAACCAAAGAGCAAGCGCGAAGAGCUCUCGAGGCCUACGUGAAUCUGGUUGAGAAUCAGUUGGGGCUCAAGGUCAAGCGGAUUCAGAGCGACCGGGGUGGGGAGUACUGGAACGGGGAAGUCAAAGAUUUCUGUGCGAAGACGGGAAUCUACCACCAGAAGACCAACCCUUACUCAAGCCCCGAGAACGGAGUCGCAGAGAAGCUGAAUCGGACGUUGAUGGACAAGACGAGGCCGAUGCUGUCUGAGAGCGGGCUCGAGCAAAAGUGGUGGGGUGAAGCCAUUCUGACGGCCAAUUACGUUAGAAACCGGACAGUGACGAAGAAGACGGGGAAGACGCCCUACGAGCUGUUCUUCGGAAAGAAGCCCGACGUCAGCAACCUGCGCGUCUUCGGAGUCAGAGCCUUCGUCCACACCCCCGCGCAGCGCCGGAAGAAGCUCGACCCAGUCUCAAAGCCAGGCAUCUUUCUGGGGUACGAACCGGGGACCAAGGGAUACCGCGUGUUGCUGACGUCAGACAGGCGGACGAUUGUCGUCAGCAAGGACGUCACGUUCGACGAGCGGGAGCGGAACGAGGGGAGCGGAAUCUGGGAGACGGAAACCCCUCAGCCCCUGCCAACGGCGGUCAACCCUGUUCCAGCGGAACCAAUGCUGCCCGAGGGAGAGAAAGAUGCAGAGCUGAGGACUCGAGGGAGAGCGGAACCGGAAGAGCGGAACGAGGCGACGGAACUUCCAGCGGAACAGACAGCGGAACCGGAACCGGUGCCGGAAAAGCGUGAACGGCGGCCCAGUAAGUGGUACUCCUCGAAGGAGUGGGUCACAGCAAACGUCGCGAAAGAGACGGAGCCGGUGGAGCCGCAAACCCUGGAAGAAGCCCUCGGAAGCCCGGAAGCGGAACUCUGGCGGAAAGCCCUGGAAGAGGAGUUCACGAGCUUGCAGGAGAACGGCACGUGGGAACUGAGUGAACCUCCCCCUGACGUGAAGCCGAUUCCGUGCAAGUGGGCCUUCAAGCUGAAAAAGGACGAGAACGGGAACAUCGCGCGGUUCAAAGCUCGUCUCGUGAUCAAGGGGUUCAAGCAGCGGAAGGGGGUGGACUACGACGAGGUGUUCGCGCCGGUUAGUCGCCACGUCACACUUCGGAGCCUGCUGGCAGUCGCGGCGGCGCAAAACCUGGAGGUGGACCAGCUCGACAUCAAAACGGCGUUCCUCAACGGCGACCUGGAGGAGGAAAUCUGGAUGGAGCAACCCGAGCUGUUCGAGACCGGGGGAAAGCAGCUGGCGUGCCGGCUGAAGAAGUCGCUGUACGGACUGAAGCAAGCGCCGCGAGCUUGGUACCUGAAGCUGACGGCAGAAAUGAGAGAGCUGGGGUUCGAGCCGUCUGCCGCGGAUCCUGCCCUGUUCAUUCGGAGAGAUGAGGACGGGAGGACGGCGUUCACUGCGGUCUGGGUCGACGACUGCCUGGUGGUCGGGGAACGGGAAGUCGUGGCAAGUGUGAAGGCAGCGCUCGGGCGGAUCUUCACGGUGCGGGACCUGGGACCAGUGCGCUACUUCCUGGGGAUGGAAGUGACGCGCGAUCGAGAGGCGAGGACGAUCAAGCUGACGCAGAAGCGAGCGGCGCUGGACCUGCUGGAGCAGUUCGGGAUGGACGCAACGCGCGCGCGGCGGGUGCCGCUAAACCCCGGGGAGAAGGUACAGAAGCGGGGAGAGCCGCUGGACGUGGAGCGCUACCCGUACGCGAGCCUGGUGGGGAGCCUGCUGUAUUUGGCAAACUGCACGCGGCCGGACCUGGCGCAAGCGACGGCUUCGCUCGCGCGCUUCAUGAGCAGCCCGACGGAGGACCACUGGAGGCUAGCAAAGUCGGUGCUGAGUUACCUGGCGGGAACGGUCGAGGCGGGGCUGACGUACGGAGCGGAGAAGCCGGAGUUUGAGGGGUUUUGUGACGCGAAUCACGGCGGAGAUCCGGACACUCGGAGGAGCACAACCGGGUACGUCUUUCUGCUGGGCGGAGCAGCUGUGAGCUGGGCUAGCAAGCUGCAGCAGACGGUGGCGUACAGCACGGUGGAAGCAGAGUAUAUGGCGGCAGCACACGCGGCGAAGGAGGCUCUGUGGAUUCGGAAGCUGGCGGCGGACCUGGGGCUGGAGAGCGGCCGACUGACGGUCUGGAGCGACAACCAGGGAGCGCUUCAACUGAUCAAGCAUCCGAUCACAUCGCAGAGGAGCAAGCACAUUGACAUUAGUCAUCACUUUGUCAGAGAGCGCGUGGUCCGAGGCGAACUCAAGUUCGAGUACUGCCCGACAGCCAAGAUGCCUGCAGACUUCCUAACCAAGGCGUUAGUGGUUACGAAGUUUGAGGAGUGCAAGAAGUUGAUAGGCAUGGAAUAG